AUGAAGCUGCUUCACAGAGACAUUGAAAAAGACAACGCCGGUCAGGUGACGCUCAUUCCAGAGGAAGCAGAGGACAUGUGGCACACCUACAACCUACUUCAACAGGGAGACAGUCUGAGAGCUUCUACCAUAAGAAAAGUACAGACAGAAUCCACUACUGGGAGCGUGGGCAGCUCCAGAGUUCGGACCACCUUGACGUUAUGCGUGGAGACCAUUGACUUUGACACGCAGGCCUGCCAGCUGAGAGUAAAGGGCACCAAUAUCGAGGAGAACCAGUAUGUGAAGAUGGGGGCUUACCACACCAUCGAGCUGGAGCUCAACCGAAAAUUCACCCUGGCCAAAAAGAGUUGGGACAGCGUGGUCUUGGCCCGAAUCGACGAGGCAUGCGACGCCACGCAGAAGGCCGACGUGGCGGCGGUGGUGAUGCAGGAGGGCCUGGCCAACCUGGUGCUGGUGACUCCCGCCAUGACGCUUCUCCGCGCCAAAGUGGAGCUCACCAUUCCCCGCAAGCGGAGGGGGAGCUGCACGCAACACGAAAAGGCUCUCGAGAGGUUCUACGAAGCCGUCAUGCAGGCCAUACUUCGCCACAUUAAUUUUGACGUGGUCAAGUGCAUCCUGGUGGCCAGCCCGGGCUUCGUGAAGGAUCAGUUCAUGACGUAUCUCUUCAAAGAGGCCGUGCGGCAAGACAACAAGCUGCUGCUGGAGAACAGACCCAAGUUUAUGAUGGUCCAUUCGUCGUCGGGUCAUAAGUACUCGCUUAAAGAAAUCCUCUCCGAUCCUACUGUGACGAACAGGCUGUCCGAUACGAAGGCUGCAGGAGAAGUGAAAGCCUUAGAGGAUUUCUACAAAAUGCUGCAACACGAGCCCGAUAGAGCUUUUUACGGACUGGCUCACGUGGAGAGAGCGGCAGAAGCCCUCGCCGUCGACACUUUGUUGGUCAGCGAUAAGCUCUUCAGGCAUCAAGACGUGCCCACAAGGGCGCGCUACGUUCGCUUGGUGGACAAAGUGAGAGACAGCGGUGGAAAUGUCAGAAUAUUUUCAAGUCUUCACGUAUCAGGGGAACAACUGACUCAACUGAGCGGAGUGGCGGCCAUCUUGAGGUUUCCAAUUGCCGACGUUUCCGAAGGCGAAGAUGACAGUAGCUCGGAUGACGACUGA
Messenger RNA from Nerophis lumbriciformis (worm pipefish), 1158 nucleotides. The record is from RefSeq and is a predicted model, not a curated record. NCBI's taxonomy places the organism in Eukaryota, Metazoa, Chordata, Actinopteri, Syngnathiformes, Syngnathidae.